CCCCGGGCCCUUCAUGGAGCUGAGUUUCCCUCUGGGCACUGCGGCACGUUCCAGGUUGAUGAUGAAAGUAAGAAGUUAACUGGGUCCCUAAGAUUCAUUUUCAGGUUUUUGUUUUCACUUUCACUUUCCUAGAAAACGAAAGAGGAGGCAGGGACAGAAAAGCUAAACCUGGUUUUCCUUUACUCGUUGCCCCAUCUGAUUCUUAACUGAGCUGGGGUGGAAGACUGUUUCAUCUGUAAAACCAGGAGGGGUUUGCAGAGUUUAGGAAGCAGCCUGGACACAGUGUGGGCGGUUCUGGGAAGGGAAAUAAAGGGAGAAGACUCGGGAGGCAUUGGCUAUCACUGUUCUGAGCCACCUGUGGGAGUUUAGGGUCAACCCUGACUGGCUGUUUGGAGCUCUGUCUGGGGAUUAGGGCUUUGACCAGUGGGAUUUAACUGGGUGUCUAGCAAGCGGGCUAGCCACAGCGCUGUCCAGCUGAGUGUACGGCUGAGUAUUUGACCGAGUGGGGGUCCUUCCAAGAGAAUGGGUACCUCCAAGACGCGUUUGGAUAUCGAUGAACAACGGUAUUCCCGACAGAUGUAUGUUCUAGGCACAGAUGCCAUGAGGAGGCAACAGAAGUCUUCCAUGCUGGUGUCUGGCAUGAAGGGGCUGGGUGUGGAGAUUGCCAAGAACCUGGUCCUGACCGGAGUGGGAGCGCUCACUCUGCAUGACCCCAGCCCCACCUGCUGGAUGGAUCUGGCUUCUCAAUUCUUCCUGUCAGAGGAGGACAUAGGACGAAACAGGGCCCAAGCAUCUCUGCCCCGCCUAAAACAACUCAACCGUGAUGUGUGCAUCAAUACCUAUGAGGGUCCCCUCACUGAGACUGUGCUACGCAGAUUCCAGGUGGUGAUACUGACAGACUCCACACUAGAAGAACAGCUGCAGGUGGGAAAGCUUUGUCAUGAACAUGGGGUGCGCUUCCUGGUGGCCAGCACUCGGGGCCUGGUGGGGCAACUUUUCUGUGACUUUGGCGAGAAAUUCACCAUCCAUGACCCUAGUGAAGACGAACCCGUAGAGAAAAGCAUCAGGCAGAUCUCUCAGGAUUCUCCUGGUGUACUCACUGUUCUUGAAGAAGAUGGCCGUGGUCUCCAGGAUGGGGCCUGGGUGACCUUCUCUGGCAUCGAGGGCAUGACAGAGCUCAAUCAUUGUGAUCCUCGGCGUAUCCGAGUUCUAGACAGAUGGACCGUAGAGAUUGGAGACACCUCGGCCUUCUCCCCCUACCUACGAAGUGGGGUCAUCACAGAGGUCAAGAAACCCCAGACACGUUCCUACGAAGCCUUGUCCCUAUCGCUGUGCCGGCCCAGGAUCGUGGCACCCAGCCCUAAGGAGAAACAGCGUGCCCGCUGCUUGCAUCAGGCCUUCCGGGCACUGCACAAGUACCAGGCCCAGACUGGCCGCCUCCCCAGGCCCUGGCACCUGGGGGAUGCCAAUGAGCUGGUGGACCUGGUCCAGGGCCUAGAACCCCUUCAGGGAAAUAAUGACCAGAAGUUGAAUGAGCCCCUCGAUGAGGCACUGGUGAGGGAGUUUGCCAUGACCUGCACUGGGGACCUGAGCCCUAUCAAUUCGGUGCUUGGCGGGAUGGCAGCCCAAGAGAUGCUGAAGGCAGCCUCAGGGAAGUUCAUGCCCCUGGACCAGUGGCUGUACUUUGAUGCUCUUGAAUGUUUGCCAGAAGAUGGAAAGCCCCCACUGAGAUCAGAGGCAAGAGAUUGUCGUUAUGAUGGACAGAUUGCCGUAUUUGGAGAUGAUUUCCAGAAGAAGCUGGGCACGCAGCGCUACUUUCUGGUGGGGGCAGGGGCCAUUGGCUGUGAGAUGCUCAAGACCUUUGCCAUGCUGGGCUUAGGAGCUGGGCAGGGCGGGGGUGUCACCGUCACGGACAUGGACAUCAUAGAGCACUCCAACCUCAGCCGACAGUUCCUCUUCCGGUCAGAGGACCUAAAGAAGCCCAAGUCAGAAGUAGCAGCCCUAGCUGUGAAGGGCAUGAACCCAGCUCUCUCUGUGACAGCACACACAAAUGAACUGGGCUCUGACACAGAACACAUUUAUGGCGACGACUUCUUCUCCAGCCUCGAUGGUGUGGUUUCUGCCCUGGACAGCUUCAAGGCCCGUGGGUACGUGUCCAAGCGCUGUGUCCACUAUCUGAAGCCAAUGCUAGAGUCAGGCACUCAGGGUACCCGAGGCAGUGCUGCCGUCUUUGUGCCCUCCAUAACCGAGCAAUACACACCCUCUGAAGAUGGCAACGAGACUGCACACCAAGUCUGCACCCUACGCUACUUCCCCAGUACCAUUGAGCACACCCUACAGUGGGCCCGGAAUGAGUUCGAAGGACUGUUCAGAUGGCCGGCGGAGAUAAUGAACCGCUACCUACAGGAAGGCCUCAGCAGUGGAAGGGAGUCAGACUUGUUCGAGGGAAUGGAGGGGCUACAAACCCUUGAUUAUCUGAGGACUGCCAGCACUUCCUUCCUCACCCCACCACGGUGCUGGCGGGACUGCGUCGCUUGGGCCCGCGAUCGCUGGCAAGAUUGCUUCCAUGACAGCAUAAUCCACAUUCUUCAGUACUACCCCCAAGACAAGGUGCAUGAGGAAGGAGUCCCCUUCUGGUCUGGAACCAAACGCUGUCCCCAGCCCCUGGAGUUUGACAUCCACAGAGACACCCACCUGAAUUAUAUUCUGGCAGCGGCUAACCUGUAUGCCAAGACUCAUGUACUUCAGGGCUCGAAGGACCGUGAUGAGUUACGUGUGAUGCUUCAGGAGUUACCAGCACCUGAUUGUCAGCUCCGGGUCCACAUGCCCAUCUUUGCCAAUGACCAAGAGCUAGAACAAGAUUCAGCAGAAUGGGCUCCCACCCAUCUGCAAAAACUACGAUCAGCUCUAGCCAGAUGGCCAGGAACCUCCUUGGAGCCACAGCAGUUUGAAAUGGACGAUGACAGUAACUUCCACAUGGAUUUCAUUGUGGCUGCAUCCAACCUUCGGGCUGAGAAUUAUGGAAUCCCCCCAGCUGACCGCAGCAAGAGUAAGAAGAUUGUGGGGAAGAUCAUCCCAGCCAUAGCCACAACAACAGCCGUAGUGGCCGGGCUGGUUGGCUUGGAGCUGUAUAAGACUGUGAUGGGGCAUCAGCGGCUCAGCUCUUACCGCCACAGCUACCUCCACCUAGCUGUGCCUCGCCUCAGCCGCUGCGUCCCGGAGGCCCCGCAUGUCCAACAGUAUCGUGAUAUGACGUGGACAUGCUGGCACCGGCUCACGGUGCCUGCUCCUGCCCCGGGUCAACCUGAAAUGACCCUCAAGGACCUGCUCACCUAUCUCCAGGAAAAGCAUGACCUUCCAGUGACCAUGUUACUGUUGGACUCCUAUCUCCUGUACUCAAGGCGCCGGCCAGAGACCCAGCAAAACCUCCAGCUCAGGGUGACAGAAGUGGUGCAUAAGGUGACUGGCAAGGAGUCGAAGGUGGGCCAAAAGGAGCUGGUGUUUGAGAUCGGCUGUGAGGAUGAAGCGGACGACACUACCUUCCCCCCACUACAUUACUGCCUCUGCUGAGCCCGGCCCACAAAGACGGACACAUGGCUGAGCUCCGGACCUCAGAAUCAUUAAUAAAACCCUUGAUGAAGCAUUAACCAGGGCCAGGUGAUGGUGGCCAAUUCGAAAUCAGAAAAAAAAAUUGCUUGAAAUGUUACCAGCCAAUCAGACUCUUACAGCCCAGGAUUCUGCCUCUCAGGGAACAGGCUGCUACACUGAGCCCCUUUUUCGUUUUUUCCCAUCUCCCCUCACCCCAUUUGUGACUCAGGCACCCUACUGCGUCAUUGCGGGCCCAUCCUCCCUGGUAACAAACAAUACUGACUGCUCCUUCACCAAAUCGUGAGAUUUAGAGCUAGAAAAGAUUUUAGACAUCAGCCAUUCCAUUCCCCAGAGGAGGAAAC
Messenger RNA from Dromiciops gliroides (monito del monte), 3950 nucleotides. It is a transcript of the gene UBA7, whose product is annotated as ubiquitin like modifier activating enzyme 7. NCBI's taxonomy places the organism in Eukaryota, Metazoa, Chordata, Mammalia, Microbiotheria, Microbiotheriidae. Gene Ontology annotation, molecular function: SUMO activating enzyme activity. Bases 523 to 3570 code for a protein of 1015 amino acids. Gene Ontology annotation, biological process: protein sumoylation. The transcript is spliced from 25 exons. The record is from RefSeq and is a predicted model, not a curated record. Gene Ontology annotation, cellular component: cytoplasm; SUMO activating enzyme complex.